AUGCAAGAUCAAAGUCAUACCGUUAAACGGUUGGCUGUGCAUCUUCCAAAUGAUCAAUCAGUCACAUUUGAUCCUGAUGAAAUUGACGAAGCAAUUCAAAAAGCUGAACGGGCAACGUCUUUUGAUGCCCUCAGAACAUUUAAUGGACAAAUAUUUCCGACAUUUUAUGAAGCCGCAUUGGCUAGAGGACUUACUAUGAAUGAAAGCGUUUGGGAUGACACUCUUAACGAUGCAGCAUAUUCCUCUAUGCCAAGACAACUCAGAGAGUUAUUUGCAUAUAUUUGCGUGUUCGGGGGUUUCGCUGAUGCUAGAGAUCUCUGGAAUAAGCAUAGAGAAAAUUUAGUCGAAGACUUUGCUAGAGUUCACGGUCAUCCUCCUGGAUCCACGUGCGAAGGCUGUGAUAAUUACACCCUGAGAGAUAUUCAAGAUACCUUGAUUGGCCAUGAACACAAAUGUUCCGACUUUCAACUUCCUGAUCCGCCUAGAGAUAUGCUAAUAAAUAUGAUUAACUUUGCUGAAAUUGAAGUUGAGAGGGAAUUAGGGGAACAGCUGAACGCUACCCUCAACAGCGAACAAAGAGCAGCAUUUGCUGAGAUCGAAACUGCAAUGAAAUCUGAGGUUGAUGGCAGUAAAUGCUUCUUUUUAGAUGGGCCAGGAGGAAGUGGAAAAACUUAUGUUUACAAGACAUUGUUGAGUCAUGUUAGAGGACAAGGAGAGAAUGCCCUACCAGUUGCUUCAACCGGUAUUGCUGCAAAUCUUUUAAAAGGCGGAAGAACCUACCAUUCUCAAUACAAGCUUCGUCUGAAAAUUGACGAAACUACCGUAUCUGGAAUAACAAUGAUGAGUAAAGAUGCCGAUAUAAUCAAAAAGGCGAAAUUAUUGAUUUGGGACGAAUCAACAAUGGCACCUGCUCAUGCACUAAAUUGUGUUAAUCGAUUACUUAGAGAGAUUAUGGAAAAAAAUGUUCCUUUUGGAGGGAAAGUUUUGAAAUUAAACAACAAUGUUCGAUCACUAGAUAUUGAGUACAGCAAUUGGCUCAUGAAACUUGGUAAUGGAGAACUGAAAAAUCAAGAUGGUUUGAACGAAAAUUUGAUUGAAAUUCCUGAAAGCAUGUUAACCUCCGAAAAUAUAAUUAAAGAUAUUUUUGGCGAAACUCUGACUCCAGACAACGUAGAACAAUUCUCACAAAGAGCAAUAUUAUGCCCAACCAAUGACGAGGUGGAUAAUAUUAAUGAAAAAAUCUUGGAGAUAUUGGAAGGCGAGGCAAAGACAUACAUAAGCUCUGAUUCGUUGGUUACUGACGAAGACUCUGACAGAAACGAUUAUCCUGUAGAAUUUUUGAAUAGCUUAAAACCCUCAGGUUCGGCACCGCAUGAAUUAAAUUUAAAGAAAGGCGCUUUGAUUAUGUUAUUGAGGAAUUUGAAUACAAAACGUGGUUUGUGCAAUGGAACUCGACUGAAAAUAAUUGAUCUGAAACCAAAUUUGAUUAUUGCAAAAGUGCUUACAGGAUCGGCAGAAGGAAACGUUGUAUUUAUACCACGAAUUGAUCUUAUUACUGAUUCCGAUCUGCCUUUCCAGCUGAAGAGAAGACAGUUUCCGGUGAAGCUUGCCUUUGCUAUGACUAUAAAUAAAUCACAAGGACAGACUAUGGACAAAGUAGGGAUUUAUUUACCAACUCCAGUGUUUGGUCAUGGACAACUUUAUGUUGCUUUCUCUCGAGUCCGAAGAUCGUGUGAUGUGAAAAAAGUUGCAACAAUGAAUCCAAUAAUUGCACUGCCCGAAUUUUGGCUGAUGAGGGGAAAGUUGGAGAGGAAGGGUUGCGUGGAGAUUUAUGAUUUGAUAUUUUCUCCAGUAACGCCUUCAAUCCAUUUCAUUGGGCUCUAUAUUCGAGGGCGGACCGUGUGUGGAAUCCGAUUGGAGACUAUUAACAAUAAUGCAUAUGCCAAAGCCGAAUCAAAUGAUCUUAAUAUCUUAAUGAACACGGGAAAAUAUGGCAAAAUAUAG
Molecule: messenger RNA, 2004 nt
Organism: Folsomia candida
Lineage: Eukaryota; Metazoa; Arthropoda; Collembola; Entomobryomorpha; Isotomidae
Product: ATP-dependent DNA helicase pif1-like
Exons: 4
Coding region: 1-2004 (667 amino acids)
Biological process (GO): telomere maintenance; DNA repair
Molecular function (GO): DNA helicase activity
Source: RefSeq, a predicted model, not a curated record